AUGGCUUUGGAAUUGGAUGUUGGGACGAGCUUUAUUCCGUCACUAUAUAAACCUCCUUCGCUGCUUCCCAUUGCAAGGCACAAAGAGGCUCUGCUAUACCUUGUGGAGACCUAUCCUGUCACCAUUGUCGUUGGGCAGACUGGAAGCGGGAAAACAACCCAAUUGCCCCAGUAUCUUGACCAGGCAGGAUGGUGCGCAGAUGGAAAGGCUAUCGCAGUGACACAGCCUCGUCGCGUGGCCGCCACGACGGUAGCAGCGAGAGUGGCAGAAGAAAUGCGCUGCAAACUGGGAGAGGAUGUCGGUUACUCCAUUCGUUUUGAGGACCAAACGUCUGCUUCUACAAGAAUCAAAUUCUUAACAGACGGCAUGCUACUUAGAGAAGCCCUUGUAGAUCCUCUUCUUUCGCGGUAUUCCGUAAUCAUGGUCGACGAGGCGCAUGAGAGAUCACUGAGCACUGACAUUUUGUUGGGUAUCCUCAAGAAGAUAAUGAAGCGACGCCCUGAACUCCGAAUCGUGGUCAGCAGUGCAACUUUGCAAGCGGAAGACUUUCUACGUUUCUUUGCUGGUGACGAAUUCCAGCAAAACUCGGAUGGUGAAAUCGGCGGAAGCGUUGGGAGGAUAAUAAGCCUCGAAGGUCGGAUGUAUCCGGUUGAUAUGCUGUUUCUUGAAUCACCAGCGGAAGACUAUGUUGAAAGAAGCGUCAAAACAGUGUUUGACAUCCACCUACAGGAAGGUGAAGGUGAUAUCCUGGUCUUUCUGACCGGUCGAGACGAGAUCGAGACUGCAAUCCAGCUGAUUUCCGAACGCGCCGCAACCCUUCAUCCAAAAGCUCAAGCAUUGCAGCCUCUUCCUCUCUACGCUGGUCUGACAACAGACCAACAGAUGCAUGUCUUUGAACCCGCCGGGGAAAACACGCGAAAGGUGGUUGUGUCAACAAACAUUGCGGAAGCCUCCGUGACUAUCAAUGGCAUCGUGUAUGUCAUUGACUGCGGAUUCGCAAAGCUGAGGGCAUAUAACCCCAGUACGGGGAUUGAAACAUUGACGGCAGUGCCAAUAUCAAAAGCUGCAGCUGUUCAGCGGGCCGGUCGAGCUGGAAGAACCAAGCCCGGAAAGUGUUUCCGUCUUUAUACGCAGCAGGCAUAUGAGCAACUGCCUGAGGCAACUAUACCGGAGAUCCAACGGUCUAAUCUGGCGCCUGUGAUACUGCAGCUCAAAGCUCUGGGAAUAGACAACAUUGUUCGAUUCGACUUCCUAACUUCGCCUCCGGCGGACCUUGUGAUACGUUCAUUCGAGCUUCUAUAUUCACUAGGAGCCGUUGACGACUAUGCCAAACUUACGAAACCCCUGGGAAUGAGGAUGGCUGAGCUCGCCGUUGAGCCCAUGAUGGCGAAAGUGCUCCUGUCGGCAGAGAGCUUUGGCUGUUUGAGUGAGAUUUUGACUAUCGCCGCGAUGGUCAGCCUCCAGGGGGCUGUCUGGGUUCAACAUGACGGGGAUAAAAAAUCGGCAGAGAGCACUCGCAGAAGAUUCGCGGUCGAAGAGGGCGAUCAUCUGACAUAUCUCAACGUCUACCAAGCAUUUGUCACGAAAGGGAAAAAAGACUCAAAAUGGUGUCGAGACAAUCUCCUAAACUACCGAUCAUUGUCACGAGCUGUGAGCAUCAGAGCCCAGCUUAAGCGAUACCUUGAACGCUUCGGUAUCAAAGCCGACGAAACUCUUGCGUCUCAGUCCAGGCCAGUCAAUCUCGCGAAGCCCGCAGAGCAAAUACAGCGGUGUCUCACGACAGGUUACUUCGCCCAUGCAGCGAGAAUGCAGCCGGAUGGGACAUUCAAAACGGUUAGCGGGGGCAUUACCCUCCACGCUCAUCCCAGCUCGUUGAUGUUUAACCGGAAAGCGGACUGGGUCAUCUUCCAUGAAAUAUUGCAGACGGGCGACAAGACGUAUAUUCGAGAUGUCACCAAGAUUGAGAAGAGCUAUCUUCUCGAAUAUGCCCCAAAUUACUAUAAGGUUCAGUGA
Molecule: messenger RNA, 2013 nt
Organism: Aspergillus calidoustus
Lineage: Eukaryota; Fungi; Ascomycota; Eurotiomycetes; Eurotiales; Aspergillaceae
Source: the annotation of a GenBank genome assembly